CAUUGGCGCCGCGCGCGGCCGCGCUAGUUUCUGCUGUAGAGUUUGGCGCGAACGUGCACGUCUGUGCGCGAGACAAAGAAGAGCCGCGUUAUCGCCUGCGCUCCUGAAAGUUGGCUGGUUUGCGGCGGUUAACGACUCACCAUGGCUGAUAAAGACGCUGCUUUUGAUGAUGCUGUUGAAGAGAGGGUGAUUAACGAAGAGUAUAAGAUAUGGAAGAAAAACACCCCGUUUCUUUACGACCUAGUGAUGACCCAUGCACUUGAGUGGCCAAGCCUCACUGCUCAGUGGUUACCAGAUGUCACCAGGCCUGAAGGUAAGGAUUACAGCGUCCACAGGCUGGUCCUCGGCACCCACACCUCUGAUGAGCAAAACCACCUGGUCAUCGCCAGUGUUCAGCUCCCGAAUGAUGACGCCCAAUUUGAUGCCUCACAUUAUGAUAGUGAGAAAGGAGAGUUUGGAGGUUUUGGUUCAGUGAGUGGUAAGAUUGAGAUCGAGAUUAAGAUUAACCAUGAAGGAGAGGUGAACAGGGCCCGCUACAUGCCGCAAAACCCCUGCAUCAUUGCUACCAAGACACCCACCAGUGAUGUGCUAGUCUUUGAUUACACCAAGCACCCAUCCAAACCAGACCCCUCUGGUGAGUGCACUCCUGAUUUGAGACUAAGGGGGCAUCAGAAAGAGGGAUAUGGACUGUCUUGGAACCCCAACCUGAGUGGCUGCCUACUAAGUGCGUCUGAUGACCAUACGAUCUGUCUCUGGGACAUUAGCACAGUGCCAAAGGAGGGAAAGAUAGUUGAUGCCAAGACCAUUUUCACUGGUCAUACUGCUGUGGUAGAGGAUGUUUCGUGGCAUCUACUCCACGAGUCCCUCUUUGGAUCAGUGGCCGAUGACCAGAAACUUAUGAUCUGGGAUACACGCUCCAACAACACAUCCAAGCCCAGUCAUGCAGUUGAUGCUCACACUGCAGAGGUCAAUUGCCUUUCAUUUAAUCCUUACAGCGAGUUCAUCCUGGCUACUGGCUCUGCCGACAAGACUGUAGCAUUGUGGGAUCUGAGGAACCUCAAGUUGAAGCUUCACUCUUUUGAGUCACACAAAGAUGAAAUCUUCCAGGUUCAGUGGUCACCUCAUAAUGAGACUAUCCUGGCCUCAAGUGGAACAGACAGACGGCUCAAUGUCUGGGAUCUCAGUAAAAUUGGUGAGGAACAGUCACCAGAAGAUGCAGAAGAUGGGCCUCCUGAAUUACUGUUCAUACAUGGUGGUCACACAGCAAAGAUCUCUGACUUCUCCUGGAACCCCAAUGAGCCAUGGGUGAUCUGCUCUGUGUCUGAGGACAACAUAAUGCAAGUCUGGCAGAUGGCAGAGAACAUUUACAAUGAUGAGGACCCUGAAGGAGCUGCAGACACAGAGGUUCAAGGGUGAAGAACAAUUGAACUUCCUGUCUCUACCACUUUACUUUCUCCGUAUGACCAUGUUCUUUUCCAUAUCUGAAACUGUGAACUGCAUCAGUCACAUCAGCGGCCACCUACACAUUCUCAAAGUUAAGAACAAAAGGACGUUCUUUCCCAAGAAAAGGAGGAAUAAUUGACAAUAUUUCUUUGUUUUAAGUUUCUGAAAGGUUUAUUUUUCUAAGAGAAAUUGGUUGGUUGUUCAUAUGGUUUUGAUUGAAAUUUGAGAAUUAUAAUCCAUCCCUCCUAUAAAUGCUUUUCCCUAGAGCCCUCCAUAUUCUAUGCGUUUUCUAAAAGUACGUUUUCAUUUUAAUAUAUCAACAGCAGCUUACUGUGAGUACUUGCUUGCCAUGGUCAAAUAAUGGUGGCUGUCAGUGGAGAAUAUGGAGAAAUUUAUUUUUACGUCUGCAAAAUGCAUCAUUCACAUGUUAGGGGUCCACAGGGUAACUUGUGUCCUCUUUAUUUUGUACUUUUCCCCCUCAGUAAUGGUGAUGUCAUCUGUUUUACGUCUUUAAUAUUGUAAUAUCCUUCUGUGGCUUUUCAGUGUCUCUCCUUUAUGUCCAUGUUAUUGUACAGAACAUUCAGAAUAAACUGUUUUUCACUGAA
Messenger RNA from Pygocentrus nattereri (red-bellied piranha), 2048 nucleotides. RefSeq names its product retinoblastoma binding protein 4 (gene rbbp4). NCBI's taxonomy places the organism in Eukaryota, Metazoa, Chordata, Actinopteri, Characiformes, Serrasalmidae. Gene Ontology annotation, biological process: regulation of gene expression. The record is from RefSeq and is a predicted model, not a curated record. Gene Ontology annotation, cellular component: nucleus; NuRD complex; ESC/E(Z) complex. The coding region runs from base 142 to 1416 and encodes 424 amino acids. The transcript has 12 exons. Gene Ontology annotation, molecular function: histone binding.